This is a messenger RNA of Heterobasidion irregulare TC 32-1, 1350 nucleotides long. RefSeq lists its product as uncharacterized. NCBI's taxonomy places the organism in Eukaryota, Fungi, Basidiomycota, Agaricomycetes, Russulales, Bondarzewiaceae. The record is from RefSeq and is a predicted model, not a curated record. The coding region runs from base 1 to 1350 and encodes 449 amino acids. The transcript is spliced from 4 exons.
AUGACAACUUUAUACUAUUCCGGAUAUGAAGCGACCUCAAAUUACGCGUCGCAGUGGUCAGACGACCCUAUGGACGUAUACUAUGGCGAAGACACCUCGUCAUGGGCAUAUGCGUCUCAACGCAUUGCUAUUGAACAGGACGCGGUUAUGUGGCAUGCCACCUCCUUCGCUGACACACGAAGCCCGCCACCCGCAUACGGUGUCCUGGUCGACGAGGACGAGGAUCGCGAGUACGGAUACGAGUACCGCCAACCUCAAUUCGAGAACGCCUUGGAGGCGCUCCCGCCGCGCGCGCCGUCGCCGCCACCCCACGAUGUCACACGCGAACCAGAGGACACGCGCGUGGUGCACGUCCUCAUCCCUGCCUUUCGUGGCAUGCGCGUCUCGGACGCGGAUUCCGACGCCACCUGCACCCCAAAAACGAAGCGGCGCGACGUCGCGCGUACCAAGGCCCAGGACGCGAUGCGGCUCAAAAUCGCGAAGCAGCGCGGGGCACACGCGCACCCCCGCCCUCGCCCGAGCUCGCCACCCACCCCAUCCCACCCCACCCCCCGCCCAGCCCGGCGCACCAAGGACGCCUGGGCGCGCCCCAGCACUCCGGCUACCCCCUCCCCCACCUACACAUACAGCCGUCCUACCUCCUCCCUUCACACACCCUCGCCAGCUUCCUCCAUAUCCAGCGAUCUGCAGACGCCACCCGCGGCUGCGCGCGAGAGAGUGCCCACGAUCGUGGUGCCCGGGGGGAGGUCUGUGGCGUGGGCCGCGACGCAACUGGGCCACAUGAGCCUGAUCCCCGUGGAGCAGGAUGGAGAGAGUGAAGAUGAGGAGCCGGGAGCGGUGGCGUGGACUUCCACGCGCAAGUGGAAGGGUGAAUGCAGGAUGGUGUCGCCGCCCGACGCCGGGUCGGACCGCACGGACUCGGAGGAUGAGGGCGACCGCAAGCCGGUGAUCCUGCGCGUCAGCAAAGAGCAGAGGAGAAAGGCGAUGGAAGAGGCACGCGCGGAAAGGGAGGAGAAGGAGGCGAGACGGAAGGCGCGCGCAGAGAGGCGGGCGGCGAUGAUGGCGGCGCGGAAGGCGGAGAGCGCGCGCGAACAAUUGGAGAGCGCGCUCAAUGCGAUUGAGGGGUUGGAUAGACCGCCGCAUCGCAAGCAUAGGAGGGCGGAGCGGGAGGGGUUGAUGGUGAUGCCGUAUCGGCGGGGGGAGACCGUGACACGGCUUGAGAACAUGAAGAAGCGGAUCGCGUUGGAGUUGCAGGUGAGGACGAGUUUUGAUAGGUGGGCGACUGUUUCCGUAGCUCAUCACCAGGCAUAUCUCGCAUACCACGCGGGAUGGGUUGGGUUGUUCUCUUGA